AUGGACCCUCAUGACACACUGCGAUGUCUGCCCGCCAGUCUUUCUUCCUAUCAGUUCGCAACUCAUGCACAUUUUGAUGAAUUACCUACAUUUUCUGGCAUCACUGGUACACGCCUUAGCCAAGGCAGUAUGACCACUCCUAUAGGUACAAUCCCCGAAACUGGAACAGACGCUACAGCCCCAGCCUGUCUGUCUGAGGGCCUCGAAACAGUAUGCACCCCGGACUUAGAUUUUUCCAUCGUUAUGCCUGCCAAAACCUCUCAGAGUCCUUGCUCCGAUCUAUUGGGCGUCGAUAAUGCUAUUCCUAUUGAAACGGGAUCUGAAAUACCUUGCAGUAGCUCCAACAGCCCUUCAGGUUAUCUGGAUAUACUUUCAUACCCCGCUGGCACUAAUAACAGCACUUAUCAGGAGGCUUCAGGCAACUCUACAGAGUUACUUCCUUCGGACGACAAGCUGAAUAAGGCACUGUAUCCUAUCUCCGAGGGCCAAUCAUCUAUGGCUGAGGAUAAUUUUGAGUCGAGUAUUUUUCCAAAAAUUCCCGAUACCGCAGCCGUAGUAAGUUGUUCAAACCAGGACUUUAAUAUUGUCUCAGGAAGGCAACAACUUCAGCAGGGGAAGACAUCACCUCAGUUGAAGUUGCAGAAAUCAUCCGACUUGGACUCUUCUACAGCAAUCAGCCAGUCUUUGGAUGCAACCGAGGAUCAGAUCGACUCACUAAGAAUUGACGAGGUACCCACAUCUUUAUUUACAAAGUAA
Protopolystoma xenopodis is the source of this 756-nucleotide messenger RNA. NCBI's taxonomy places the organism in Eukaryota, Metazoa, Platyhelminthes, Monogenea, Polystomatidea, Polystomatidae. The record is from the annotation of a GenBank genome assembly.